Archocentrus centrarchus (flier cichlid) is the source of this 5769-nucleotide messenger RNA. It is a transcript of the gene abl2, whose product is annotated as c-abl oncogene 2, non-receptor tyrosine kinase. The record is from RefSeq and is a predicted model, not a curated record. Gene Ontology annotation, biological process: protein phosphorylation. The transcript has 11 exons. The coding region runs from base 1 to 3606 and encodes 1201 amino acids. Lineage: Eukaryota; Metazoa; Chordata; Actinopteri; Cichliformes; Cichlidae. Gene Ontology annotation, molecular function: protein binding; ATP binding; non-membrane spanning protein tyrosine kinase activity.
AUGGGACAGCAGGUUGGCCGCGUCGGUGAGGGUACAUCGACCGGACUCCAGCCACCACAGCCCCACGCGCCCCAACCACACCAAGGGAAGGGGAACCGGGGGAGCGGCGUCGGGAGGAGACCCCGGGAACCCGGCAGUAGCACCGGGACACCGCCAGGCAGGACAGCUCCAGUCAAUAUGCCCGAUCCAGGGAUCAAUAUAUUCACGCAGCAUUCAGAAGCUCUGACAGAGGCGGUGCGCUGGAGCUCCAAGGAGAACCUACUGGGCGCUACCGAGAGCGACCCUAACCUCUUUGUUGCACUUUAUGACUUUGUUGCUAGUGGAGACAACACACUCAGCAUCACCAAAGGUGAGAAGCUGCGCGUGUUGGGUUACAACCAGAAUGGAGAGUGGAGUGAAGUGAGGUCUAAAAACGGUCAGGGAUGGGUUCCCUCCAACUACAUCACACCAGUCAACAGCCUGGAGAAGCAUAGCUGGUACCACGGGCCUGUUUCCCGCAGUGCUGCAGAGUAUCUACUCUCAUCACUGAUCAAUGGAAGUUUUCUGGUGCGGGAAAGCGAGAGCAGCCCUGGACAACUAUCCAUAUCUCUGCGCUAUGAGGGCAGAGUGUACCACUAUCGGAUCAACACAGCCACUGAUGGAAAGGUAUAUGUAACAUCUGAAAGCCGAUUUGCCACUCUGGCGGAGUUGGUCCAUCACCACUCCACUGUACCUGAUGGCCUGGUCACCACACUGCACUACCCUGCACCCAAAUGCAACAAGCCCACAGUGUACGGUGUGUCACCCAUCCAUGAUAAGUGGGAGAUGGAGCGCACAGACAUCACCAUGAAGCACAAGCUGGGAGGAGGCCAGUAUGGGGAGGUGUAUGUAGGAGUGUGGAAAAAGUACAACCUCACUGUGGCUGUCAAAACACUAAAGGAGGACACUAUGGAAGUAGAAGAAUUUCUGAAAGAGGCGGCAGUUAUGAAAGAGGUUAAACACCCAAACCUCGUUCAGCUACUGGGUGUGUGUACAUUAGAGCCUCCAUUCUACAUUGUGACUGAAUAUAUGCCACAUGGCAACCUACUGGAUUACUUGAGAGAGUGUGAACGGGAUGAGGUGAAUGCUGUUGUGUUGCUAUACAUGGCCACACAGAUCUCCUCUGCCAUGGAAUAUCUAGAGAAAAAGAACUUCAUACACAGGGAUCUUGCAGCAAGGAACUGCCUGGUCGGUGAAAAUCAUGUUGUGAAGGUUGCUGAUUUCGGCCUGAGCCGAUUAAUGACUGGUGACACCUACACUGCCCAUGCUGGGGCCAAGUUCCCCAUCAAAUGGACUGCACCAGAGAGCCUUGCGUACAACACCUUCUCAAUCAAGUCUGAUGUCUGGGCUUUCGGAGUGUUACUUUGGGAAAUUGCCACUUAUGGCAUGUCUCCAUACCCGGGUAUCGAUUUGUCUCAGGUCUACGAUCUCUUGGAGAAAGGCUAUCGCAUGGAGCAACCUGAGGGAUGCCCACCCAAAGUUUAUGAACUCAUGAGGGCAUGCUGGCAGUGGAGCCCACUGGAUCGACCAUCGUUUGCAGAGAUCCACCAAGCCUUCGAAACAAUGUUUCAUGGCUCAAGCAUUUCUGAAGAGGUGGCAGAGGAGCUCUGUAAGACCGCGUCCUCUGAUCAUAGCGGACCGCUGCACUCUUUCAGUCAUGAUAUGCCCCUGUUGCCUUCCAAAUCUCGCCCACUCCACAAGCACACAGAAAACAAGGAAAACAUCGAGGGUGGACUGGACGGCCGCACCGACCACAGCACACGUGGUCACUCAGGUUGGGCGUCUUCCUUGUUAGGCGGGGAUGGCCGAUCAGGCGGCUCUCCAGCCCUCCCCAGAAAACAGCAGUCACGAGAUAAAUCUCCCAGCAGCCUUUUAGAGGAUGCACAGGAUAUGGGCACAUUUACACGAGACCGCAAGACUGGCUUCUUUAGCUCAUUUAUCAAAAAGAAAUCUUCCUCCUCUUCCUCAUCACCAUCUUCUCAGCACCAACAUAACCUUCCAAUGCCACCCAAGAGAAGCAGUUCCUUCCGGGAGAUGGAGACACAACCUCACAAAAAAUAUGAGCCCACACCUGAUUUCAGUGCUCCUCCUCCUUUGCCCCAGUCAGACAGUUUAGGGGGCUUUUCUCCCUCUCCUUCCCACUCCCAUGGGGAACCUAUCCAGGCGCAGUCUCGCUGCUGCGGAGCAGCUUUUGGACAGAAACCCUCUGGUGGAGGCUUUGGUUCUCAAGUGACAAGUGGCAGUAGUUGGAGUGGGCUGGCUGGCUUUUUUACCCCUAGACUCAUUAAAAAGACACUGGGGUUACGGACAGGAAAGACAGGCUCCUCAGAGGAGAGUGGAAGUAUACUUGGUGGGCCUAAACCCUUCCCUAGGUCCAAUUCUACCUCCUCAGUGUCAGCUGGGCUGCCAGACUUGGAGCGUAUGGCUCUAACGUUACCCAGGAACCGCAGUGCUAAACCCCCUCUGGAGAGAACUGCCUCCACAACCUCUCAACCAGAGAAUGGGGCUGCACGACCAUCAGAAACUUUGCUGAGGAGGAUGGAUGAGGGGACCGCACAGAUCAGGGAAAGGCCCAAAGCCAAGCUACUACCCCGGGGCACUGCUGUAGGGGUUAGGGCACCAGGGGUUGGGGGGGAAGUUGGGGAUUCGGACAGUCUGUCUCGAGUCAGGGAGGGUAGAGAGGAGAGUGGAGGACUGGACAGGCAGCAGAGUUGGUCAUCUCCCUCUAAGUCUUCUAGCUUGAGCAUGUCAUCGGCUGCAGCAGGUGCACCAACUCACAACCACAAAGUUCCAGUCCUGAUCUCUCCCACACUGAAGCACAGCCCAGGUGACGUGCACCUAGUCGGGCUAGACUCUCAGGGGAACCGCUUUAAGCUGCUGUCUGAGCACCAAGCAGAUCGGGACAGGCCACGCCUUGUCAAACCCAAGUGUGCACCUCCUCCUCCCCCUAGUCUGCGCAGUCUGCAGCACUCCUACAGCGGCGAUGGAGAGGAGCAAGUCGGAGGACCGCCCGUGGAAAUUAAUGGGGAGACAUUAAAAGGUCAAAGGUCAGGGCGAAUGUCAGGAGGAUCGAUGACAGGCAGACCAUCAGUGCCACCACCACAAGUGCCUCCAGCAUCUUCCUCUUCUUGCUCUGCCACCACAAACACAACCCCCUCCAAAAUGGCCAAUGGGGCCACCACCACUGCCCCCUCACAAACAGCACCAUCUGCUGGUUCCAAAGUGGCACUGCGGCGAACUAGGCAGCAAGUAGAGAGGGUGCCAUUGGAGCGGGUUAGCCGCGAGGCCUUGCUGGAGUGUGCUGAGUGCCUGAGCAGCGCACUCCACGCCAGCUCCGAAAGCCCCUCCAGCAGCCAGGUCCUGGACGCUGGCCAUCAGCUGCUAGACUACUGCUCAGGUUAUGUGGACUGCAUUCCUCAGACGAGGAACAAAUUUGCCUUUCGAGAGGCAGUGGGGAAGCUGGAGCUCAGCCUGCAGGAACUGAGAGCCUCAUCGUCAGGUGGGGGGUUAGGUGGUGUGGGGUCCAACACUGUACUGGACAACCUACACAGCUGUAUUAAAGAGAUUAGCGAUGUAGUACAGAGGUAGCCACUGUGACACCACCGAUCGUCACCUCUAACUACCCGACAGAUUGCUUUGAGUCAGUUUUUUGUUGUUUCUGGUUCUGUCGACAGCUUUUUGGGGGACAAAAUGAGAUGAGUCUCUAAAGUACCUCGUGGAAAUCACUACAAAAUAUAACAAUUUUUUUUUAUUGUUUACAAAAUCAGUUUAAUAAAAUGCCAGUGUGGACACUAAUUUUGUUCUAACCUGUACAUAUUGAGAAAUGUUAUACCAAACUAAAUGUGGUUUAAGUCACACCAUGAAACAAGUUAGCCACAAGUUUCUUUGUGGCCUUGAUAAAGGCUGCUUUGUUGACUGUUUGUGGAGUGUAUCAGCUGUGUGUAGCCAGCCCACAGAGUAGGUAAAGCACACUCUGCUAGCAAAAAUGGUGGUGGUUGUGCCCAGCCUUACUGAAAGUACAAAAAAAAAAAAACAACUUUUGGUUUAUUUCCCCCAAUUUAAACUCAAGCAUUGUUUUACAAAUAUGUGAGUGUACUGUGUCUGGAGAACCGAGUGACCAUAAGCCAUUUUGAAGCCAUUGUAAUGUAAAUUCUUGGAAAUUGCAUCAACAUCAGGAUGUGAACUUGUUUGAGGUAUGGGGGAUCUCAGUUUGACUUUUGCAUUUGUUAGGUAGCAUAGGCCAGUGGGACAAAUGUAAAAAGGCUAUAAAUAUCACCUAACCUGCUUUUUACUUGUGUGGGGUUAGUCUGUUUUGUUUUGUUUGUUUUUUAAAAAUCGCUUUAACUGUGACAUUCCCACAUGUCCACCUAAUUUAAGAAAAGUUUUAGCGAUCACUUACAAAAUUAAAUGUGUGCAUUUGACAGAUAUUCCCCACAGUACUGAAACAUAAUGAAUGAAUGCAGGGCAGGCUGUGCUGUCACAUGCGCAGACUGAUGUUCACACCUUAACACAGUGCAACAAAAAUGGGGAAUCUCCCCAGUCCCUUAAAACAUUUCAUUAUUUAUGUCCAGUUAUCCUUGCACACUGCAUAGUUUUUUUUUUUCCUAUGUUGGAGCUUAAACACAUGGAGUGAGGAAAGAGAGAGCACAGGGUAGCACAUGAGCAGGUGAACUGGGACAGUAUUUUUAUAAGUGUCCUUCUGCGUAUGGACAGUGCUGGAUUCCCUGUAGCCUUGUCAUGGCCUCAGUGCCUCAUAUUUAAUGUAAGAACGCUGCAAAAUGCAGAGGCCUACUUUACACUAAUCACACAGUACUGAUCUCUCAAAAACUGCAGUAUGUCUUCAUUCAGCACAUGAGCAAUUUGUACAUUAUUUGGUUCACAGAAAAAUACUUUUUAGAAUGUCUAUGUAUGAACUUGAAUUUUAAAUUAUUGUGUUUUUUUUGUUUGUUUUUUAAGCACAGACCUAUUUUGAGAGAAAAAGCUAUGUAAAUAUUUGAUUUAUUUCAUAUCCAGGAAUCAAAAGAUUUAUGUGUGGUCACAGCAUAAAGAACAAUGUUUCUGACUGAAGAGAUGUAUUUCAAGACUGAGGCCCAUCCACCCAGAUCUGAAUAUCUGCUUUAUGAAUGUAUUCUUCUGUUCUGAACCUGGUUGAAUGUUCAACUGCGUCUCUCUUUAAUCUCUUAAGGUGCCAUAUUUUUUUUUCCAUUUAAUUUUUUCUUAAUUACUGGCCCAUACUUUAAUUUUGUUGACACUAAAUAAGUCCAGAGAGAUCUGCUCUGUUUUUUGAGCACAAACAAACUGUGUACAGCACAUACACAACUCCUAUUCUCUAUUUGUUUGCUUUGGUUCUCAUAUUAAUGUACACUGGAUACGGCCUCAAUCUCAUUGAUUCAUUGAUACUUGUUACAAACAUACAAAAUCUGUAAACACCACUGCAGGUCCAUAAUACUUUUAAUGCCUCUUAAGGACAUGUAUUUAAAAAGAAAUGUAAUUUUUGUUUGUUUUUUCUUGUUAUUGUGCAUCAGUAUAAAUUGCCCUUUCUUUUUUUUGCCAAACAAGACGGUUUUUGUGCAUUUUAAUAACAUGAAAUGAAAAAUGUUACAUUUCUUCACAAUUCUCGGUGCCUUUUUGUGAAACAGUUUGUACACUGUCACUGCAAGGAAUCACAGAAUGUUAGUCCCUCAUUAAAACUUUCCAUUUUAAUAAGAUUGUUAUAAUCCUAUCACUAUAGUAUGGAUUUCUGUCAUUUGG